AUGGUUGGGUUGGAGCUCGUUCCCAUAGGUACAAUUUUGACAGUGGUAACUAACCAAGUUUUGAAAACAGCUCAGGCAGCAUCUGAUGUUCUUAUUGGUAAAGAAAGUUUCAAGGCCCUUUCAAAACAUCUAUUUGAUAUUGAGCCAGUGCUAAAGGAAUUGCAGCUUCAAGAAUUGAAUGACUCUCAAGCCGCAAGGGUUGCUCUUGAGUCUCUUGAAGCAGAUGUUAAGAAGGCAAAUAAUUUGGUGGAUAAGUAUAAGAACCGUGGCCGUUUUUACUUACUGAUUAAGUGUCGAUCCAUAGUUGAGGAGGUUGAACAAGUCACAAGGGAUAUUGGCAAGUCUCUGGCUGCACUGUCUAUUGCAAAUGCUGAAGUCCUAUCAAGAAUUUCUGAUCAGGUCAAUAGAUUGCAAAAUGAGAUGCAAAGGGUGGAGUUUGAGGCUUCCCAGUCUCAGAUUCAAAUUGUUGACAAGUUGAACCAGGCACUUAAAGAACAGAAACUAGAUCAGGCUUUUGCAAAUGACAUGCUAGAAGAGAUAGCAAGUGCAGUUGGGGUGCCAGUGGAACCCUCAGAGAUAAGCAAAGAGUUGGCCAGCAUUAGGAAGGAAAAAAAAGAAGCUUCUGAACGGAAAGAAAGAGCUGAAUGUGUUCUGUUGGAUCAGAUCAUUCAGUUACUCUCUCGAGCUGAUGCAGCAAGGGAUUAUCAAGAAGUGGAGAGGCGAUACUUUGAAAGGGUUAAGGCGAUAGAGAAUUCAAGGGAAAAAUAUAUCCCCCCAUUCAAUCCUUUCCUUUGUUCUAUAACUGGAGCUGUUAUGGAAGAUCCUGUCAGCCUUUGCACUGGUACUACAUGUGAGAGACAUGCUAUUGAGGCUUGGUUUUACGAUGGCAACAGGAAAGAUCCAGAAACUGAACAGGUUCUUGAAGAUACUACCUUGAGGUCUAACAUUCCUUUAAGACAAUCUAUUGAAGAGUGGAGAGAACUUAAUUAUUGUCUGAAAAUAAGGUCUAUCAGGGAAAAUUUAUUAUCAUAUUCUGACCUUCAAGAAUCCAUGACCCAAAUGCAGGCUCUCGUAAGAGAGAAUUCUAUUAACAAGGAUUGGAUUUCUAUAGGAGAGCUUACUGAUAUUGUUAUCUCUAUCCUUGGGAGCUCUAAUGAGGAAGAAGUGAAGAUGAAGAUUUUGAUAACUUUGAAGGAUGCUGUAGAGGGGAAUACAAGAAACAAGGAGAAAGUGGCUGAAUCUCAAGGAUGGGAUCACAUUGUUUCCUGCUUAGGGAGUGACUCUAGCAUUUCAAAGGCAGCAAUUGAUCUGCUAUACGAACUGCUUCAAGAACAAUCUGGUUGGAAUCAAUGUCUCUGUAAAAAGCUUUCUGAUAAUCACACUGCAGUUUGCUCUCUUGUUGCCCUUUUAAAAAAUGUUGCCAACCAUUCUGCUGAGGUAGCAGAAAAGAUUUUAAUGAAGCUUUUUGAACUAAACGAGGAAACCAUUACUAUUGCUGCUAAUUUUGGCUGGUAUAAACCACUUGUUGAUCGCAUGAUUGAAGGACCGGAUUCAAGAAUAACAUUGGCAAAAACCAUAGUUAAUUUGGAGUUGAAUGAUGAAAACUUGAAACUCCUUGGCGAGGAAGGAGUUAUACCUCCUUUGCUAGAAAUGUUGUCGGGAAGCAUUGAAUCAAAAGACUUGUCAUUGUUCGCCCUGGUUAAAUUAGCAGGAUCUCAUGCUAAUAAAGGAAUUAUUGCUGCAUCUGGAGGAGUUCCUCUUAUUCUAGAUCUAAUGUUCUCCCCUCGGACACGGACAUUCAUUAUCAUUAAAUGCACUGAAAUCAUUGAGAAGCUUUCUUCAGAUGGUGAUGGAAUUGAUUUCUUUGUUGAUGGAGAUGGGAAACAACUUGAGUUAGAUUCCAUCAUCACCAAUGUGCUAGCUUUGCAGCAGAGUUCCAACUUAGGUCCCAACAUCCGUAAGCCUGCACUGCGUGCACUUCUUGGCAUUUGCAAGUUUGAGACUGGUUUGGUUAAGAAAGCAAUUCUUGCAGCUAAUGGUGUAUCUCUAAUUCUUCCACUUCUUGAUGAUCCCGACUCAGAAAUCAGGGAGACUUCCAUAAUUCUGCUCUUUUUAUUCUCUCAACACGAGCCAGAAGGAGUAGUUGAAUACCUCUUCAGGCCUAGAAGGCUGGAAGCUUUGAUCGGGUUUCUAGAGAAUGAGAAUGAUAAUGUACAGAUGGCUGCCGCUGGUUUACUUGCUAACCUGCCAAAAUCAGAACGAGAACUCACUAUGAAAUUGAUAGAGCUGGGUGGACUUAAUGCAAUCAUAAGCAUUUUGAAAACUGGCAAAAUGGAAGCAAAAGAAAAUGCUCUCAGUGCACUCUUCAGGUUCACAGACCCUACAAAUAUUGAGUCUCAGCGAGAUUUGGUUAAACACGGAAUAUAUCCUUUGCUUGUAGAUUUUCUCAACACUGGUUCGGUCACAGCAAAGGCAAGAGCAGCAGCUUUCAUUGGUGAUCUUUCUAUGAGCACUCCAAAGCUAACAGUUGUUCCCAAACCAACGGGUUGCUGGCUUUGCAGAUCAUCACGUGUUCCUUUGUGUCCAGCACACGGGAGUAUAUGCAGUGUGAACAACACAUUUUGUCUUUUGGAAGCUAAGGCCUUACCGGGUUUGAUAAAGCUGUUACAUGGGGAGGUUCAUGCAACUGCUUGUGAAGCAAUACAGACACUUUCCACAUUGGUUUUGGAAGACUUUCCUCAAGGGGGAGCUCUUGUCUUGCAUGACAAUAAUGCAAUAAGAUCCAUAUUGGACAUUUUGAACUGGGGAACUGAUUCUCUCAAGGCAGAAGCUCUAGGACUGUUGGAGAAGGUGUUUGUGUCAAAGGAAAUGGUAGAAUACUACGGAACAACAGCUAGAUCACGUCUAAUUGGUUUGACUGGCAUGAAUAUAUACGGAGAUGGUCACCUCAGGAGAAAGGCUGCUAAGGUACUAUCAUUGCUUGAACGCUAUUCAAAGUCAUCAUCAUCUGCAAUCUCAGGAGUUCUGGAGGGAAAUUAG
Sphenostylis stenocarpa is the source of this 3039-nucleotide messenger RNA. The record is from the annotation of a GenBank genome assembly. NCBI's taxonomy places the organism in Eukaryota, Viridiplantae, Streptophyta, Magnoliopsida, Fabales, Fabaceae.